CUCCAAUCAGAUUUACUCUUAUUUGACAUUGUUUUCAUUUUCGUAACGAAAAAAAGCAGAAUUGUAAAUACGACGCUAGAGUGCAAUUGUGUAUUGGGGGUCAUUGUGGACGACGGACGGCGCAUCAUAUAUAAAGGAAUACCAAAGUUAGCAUGAAGUGAAUGCCACAAUGAAUAGCAGAAACAAGAGAGCAAGGUUGGAGUUUUCGGUAGCACCGACAAAUAUCGAUGCAGGCAUCGGUAACGGAUGUGCAAUGAACACCAACCAAUUAGCUUCCAACAUCAUUGGCACGCAAAACAUCUUCUUAAGUAAUACCACCAACUCGGCCACGAACAAUACAGUGAGCAUGCUACCCGCAAAUGUUUUUCUUACCAUCUGUGAUGAGAACUCUGACGAGUCGGAGGACUAUUUGGCCAUCGGUAGUACACUGACACAAAUUAAGCAAGAGCACGAAGAUGCAUUGUGCCUUGGGAAUGUAAACAGCAGUAGCAGUACGCAGGCCACGCAGACAUUGCCCGUGCAAUAUCGCAUUGUCAACCAGAUGCAACGUCAACUGCACAGUGUAGAUAAUACGCUCGCCAGUGAUAGCGUAGUUAGUACUAAUGAAAGCAAUGGUUUAAGCGCUACGCUGCCAAUGCAUCUACCUAACAGCUGCGAAAUUUAUAUAGUCAAGGAAUACGUAGAUAAUAUGCCCACCAUACUACCCGAAGACAGUGAGCUGUUGCAAGGUCCGCCUAGCCCAAUGACCAACACUACCACCGCACCAGAUGCAAUCAAGUUAGAGCCGGACUCUUCUUUAACGUCAACAGCGGGCGCUGUUGCAACUACUUCCGCAUCAACAUCAAUUAAUGGCGUGCAGAUACUACGCAACACUCCGCUGCCUUGCAUGAUCACAAAUAAGCUAUCGAGUUCAACAGCUAAUGAGCGAAUAAAUUCCAUUUCGAAUAAAAAUAACGCAGCAGUAACAGCCAUAAACAGUGGUGAUAUACAGGGCAAUAGUACAAAACGCAGUUGCAUAUUGGAGGCUUACAAAAAGCGCGAUGACAAGCGUCGCGCAACUCAUAAUGAGGUUGAACGACGACGACGCGAUAAAAUAAACAAUUGGAUAUUUAAACUCAAAGAAAUGCUGCCCUCGGAAGGUGCUAGUAACAACAACAACAGCAACAAUCAACUAAAUAGCUUGGUGGAGCAAAUGUCCCAAAAAAGCAACACCACCAACAGUAGUGGGAAUAGUAAUGCCAGCAAUAACAGCAACAACGGCAACAGCAAUCGCACGCCACCCAGCGAUUCCAAGUCUCAAAUACUAAUUAAGGCUUGCGAGUAUAUCAAAACAAUGCAGGACGAGAUCAAGAGCCUACGCGAGUGCCUUAGCGAAAAUGAAAAUUUGCGAUUGAGUAAUCAGCGUUUACAAAAUGAAUUAAAUAAAAUGCAAAGCGAGCGAGCGGCGGCAGCUGCAAGUGCUACUUUGCACACGCGCAGCUUCAAUAGCAAUUUCAAUAUAACUUUGAACAGCUUGAACAGCAAUAACAGUAAUGGCAGUGCGGGUUUGGGAGGCGGUGGUACCAGCGGCGGCGUUGACAGCGCCAGCAAUAGCCCUGGUGGUGGGGGAAGCAUAUUCAGUAGCCUCAAUAUUACGCCGAAUGUAAGCAGCACGAAUACGUAUACGAAACGGGAAUUAAUUAUACGAGAUUAUGUUGACUAGAAUGAAGUAGGAAUUAGAUUAAAAAUAUGCCAUUUUUAAUUCGGUUAUCAACCAAGAAUAGGUGCUGAAAAGGUGAAAGUCAUCUAUAUAAGUAUGUAGUUUUUUUUUUGUUAGUUUACUGUUGCAUCACUCACUUACUUAUAACCUAAUGAGUGCAAGAAAUUUACUAGUUUACUCUUCUUGUUACGAUUGUAUAAUGAUUAACGUAAACCUCGAAGAAAAUUUUAGCAAGGACACUAUAUGCUACAUUAACUAAUGCAUACAUACAUACUAUCAACCUGUAGUUUAGUAAAGAAAAAAAAAGUUAAACAAAUUAAAUUACAAUGUGCUUCUCAAAAUUAUAUGCGCUUCCUUAAAUUAGUGCAAACUCUGCGCAAACUCGCGCGCUCACUUUAACUCUUGACUUUUAAUACACCUUCUCUUACUCACACUUACUUGUAUGUAGACAAAAAUUAAAAAAAAAGCAAAACUUAAGCCUCUUUAAAUCUCAAAUAAAAGCUAUUUCAAAAAAAAAAAAAUAUGCAUAAAUGUACAUGUGUAUGUAAGCAUUGAAUAUGCACAGCUGCAGUUUAACUUUUUUGUUUAAUUAAGUUAUUCAUAUUUAAUACUUUCAUUAAUGUACUUAAAACCUUCUGUGCAAUUUUUAUUAAUUUUAACUGUUUAUUUUAAAGCCUUCCAUUUCUUGUUUGUAUUUUAAACUGUGGACAUGUUUUAUUUUAUUUUAUUUUGUAUAUUCAAUAAAAAAAAGAAACUUUUGUACACAAUUU
This is a messenger RNA of Rhagoletis zephyria (snowberry fruit fly), 2469 nucleotides long. RefSeq names its product upstream transcription factor usf (gene Usf). Gene Ontology annotation, molecular function: DNA-binding transcription factor activity, RNA polymerase II-specific; RNA polymerase II cis-regulatory region sequence-specific DNA binding; protein dimerization activity. Gene Ontology annotation, biological process: regulation of transcription by RNA polymerase II. The record is from RefSeq and is a predicted model, not a curated record. Lineage: Eukaryota; Metazoa; Arthropoda; Insecta; Diptera; Tephritidae.